GCUCGCCAUAUUGUUUUGUUGUUAAUGCAUUUUCAUUGAUUGUAGGAAGAAUUGACGAUUUUUUGAAUCAGUGAAUUGAUACCUGUUUAUUGUUUGCAUAUUCCGGAUAGCUAGUAAAAUGGUGGUGAUAUUUUCUUAGUGUAUCAUUUAAAUGAUUAGUUCGUUUUCUCGGCGUUUAUCUCUAUCUUGAACUGCUCGAAAAUGAUGACCUCAUUUCAACAGCAACGCCUAUUGCUCAUCAAUGCUGCUGGGAAACCUCCUCCUCUGCCACAAGACACAUCAUCCUCAAGUGCUCAGCCUCCACGAGGAUUACCCUCAACAAAUCCUCCUCCAAUUCCCCCUCCAAACCUCCCACCUCCAGCUGUACCACCAGUAAUGCUCCCUCCAGGUAUGUCUCCCCUUGGGAUACCUUCAAUGCCUCCACCUCCUAUGUCACUCAUGCCUCCUCUGCCUGUCCAAUCACCAUCAGGGCCUCCUUUGCAGCUAGAUCCUGUACCUGGCACAGAGAUGGAACAGGAAUGUGAGAAUCUUGAGCCAGAACCGGAUUUAGAGCCGGAUUACAUGGAGAAUGAGCCUCCAGCACCAGGAACUGAAGACCCUGAUGUCCAAGUAGAUCCAGCUCGUUUGUGUGAGGAGUAUAAUUAUAUCUUUAACUUGACACAAACAGGAGAAGUUAUAACAGGUCCUGGUGCCCGUAGUACCACAGUUGCAGGCAUUCUGAGUCCUCUGCCUAAACUUUCUUCUGACGAUGCAGAUGCCGUCAACAAAGCCAAGAAAUAUGCAAUGGAACAGAGCAUAAGGAUGGUGCUCAUGAAACAGACUAUAGCUUAUCAACAGCAGCAAGAGGCUAGUCAGAGGAAUCUAAUCCAGAGGCAACAGGCUCUCGCUCUCAUGUGCAGGGUGUAUGUGGGCAGCAUCAGUUUCGAGCUGAAAGAGGACACGAUAAGACAGUCUUUCUUGCCGUUCGGGCCCAUCAAGUCGAUCAACAUGUCUUGGGACCCGGUGACGCAAAAGCACAAGGGAUUCGCGUUCGUCGAAUACGAGAUUCCGGAGGCGGCCCAACUGGCCCUGGAACAGAUGAACGGCGUCAUGAUUGGCGGCCGCAACAUCAAGGUGGUUGGCAGACCCAGCAACAUGCCGCAAGCGCAAAACGUCAUUGACGAGAUCCAGGAGGAGGCCAAGCAAUACAACAGGAUAUACGUGGCAUCCAUCCAUCCCGACCUCAACGAGGAUGACAUCAAAAGUGUUUUCGAGGCGUUCGGCUCGAUCAUCUAUUGCAAGCUGGCGCAAGGCAGCUCGGGCACCAAGCACAAGGGAUACGGCUUCAUCGAGUACGAGCUGGGACAGGCGGCCAACGAGGCCAUAGCCAGCAUGAACCUGUUCGAUCUGGGCGGGCAGUAUCUGAGAGUGGGCAGGGCGAUCACCCCGCCCAACGCCCUCUUGGGACCCUCGUCGGGAUCCAGCGUGUUGCCCACCGCGGCAGCAGUGGCGGCGGCAGCGGCGACGGCAAAGAUCCAGGCGAUGGACGCGGUGGCGAGCAACGCGGCCGCCCUAGGGUUGUCCACCCUGAACAAACCAGAGCCUGUCGCCCCCGUCGGCAUCGCGCAGCCCAUCGUCACGGCGCCGCCCACGCCGGGCGGCAUCCCGCCCCCCGGCAUCGCCAUUCCGCAAAUGGCGCCGCCAAACCACGCCCUCCAACCGCCCAUCGUGACUACGCCCAUCGUCGGCGCCAUGCCACAGGUGGUCGUCGUCAACGCUGCCCCGCCCCCUCUCCCCUCCUCUUUCGCGAUGCCCGGCUUCGCUGAGCCGCCGCUGAUGACGUCAUCGUCAUUGGACUCGAUGAAGCGAGAGGCGCAGCUCAAGCAGCAGGAGCAGCUGCAAAAGAAGCUGCUGGACCAGAGCGAGCCGCAGACGUUGCAGCAGCAGGAGAGCAUGUCGAUAAAGGGCCAGAACGCCAGGCACUUUGUCAUGCAGAAGCUGAUGAGGAAAGUCGAUACAAGAGUGGUUAUUUUGAGGAAUAUGGUUGGUCCUGAAGAAGUGGAUGAAACUCUGCAAGAAGAAAUCCAGGAAGAAUGUAGCAAAUUCGGCUCAGUGGAAAGAGUGAUAAUAUACAAUGAAAAACAGUCUGAAGAAGAUGACGACUCUGAUGUGAUUGUGAAGAUAUUCGUUGAAUUCACCGAGACUCGUGAGGCGGAAACGGCCAGAGAUGCGCUCAACGGAAGGUAUUUUGGAGGUCGGAUGGUUCGGGCUGCGCUCUAUGAUCAAUCAUUAUUUGAUCACAGUGAUUUUUCAGGUUGAGACUUUCAUAAUUUAUUUUAGUUUCCUAAGUUCCAAACUAGAUCACAUUUCGGUGUGAAUAUUGGAAUGUCUGCAUUCAUCCAUCUCAAGUUUAUAUUGAAAUAUUAAAGUAAUUGUAUAUUGAUUUUUGUUAUCAUGUAUAUUUUUUAUUUGUAAUAUAGAUUGUGAAAAGAUU
Phaedon cochleariae (mustard beetle) is the source of this 2473-nucleotide messenger RNA. The record is from the annotation of a GenBank genome assembly. Lineage: Eukaryota; Metazoa; Arthropoda; Insecta; Coleoptera; Chrysomelidae.